UCGGGACCCGUAGCGAUGCGCCCACCCAAUGACUCUGUGCACUCUGCGAUCGCGGUGCAUGCUGGGAAUCGUAGUUCCCGGUGUCUCCGGCGCCGGUCCCGAUGGCGGUGGCGGCGCGGCUGCUGCCGCUGCUGCUGCUGCCGCUGGGCUGGGUCCGGCCCGGCGCCUGCACCGACCCUCCGGACGGCGGCUGGCUGGCAGGCUCGGUGCCGGAGGAACCACGCUGCACCGUGGAGAGAGCUGAUGCAUCCCUCACCUACUCCCUCUUCCUGCAGCGUGCUGCUUCCCGUGCUCCGCCCUCGCGGGACCCCGCUGGAUGCUGCCCCCAGGUUCGCCUUCUCCCGGCCGGUGAUCCUCGGUGGGGUCACGGACAAUUCGGCGUUCCGAGCCCUCUGCACCCGGGAGAAGCUGCUGGCGGCCUUCGGGCCCUUCCCAGUGCGGCUCAGCACGGCCAACACCUACUCGUAUCGCAAAGUGGAUGUGCCGUUCCAGGAGUACGUGGAGCACCUGCUGAAGCCGCAGGACCCGGCCCGGCUGGGCAGCGACACCCUCUACUUCUUCGGGGACAACAACUUCACCGAGUGGGGCCCCCUCUUCCAGCACUACGUGCCACCUCCUUUCCGCAUCCCGGGCACCAGCCCCGCCUACAGCUUUGGGAUCGCAGGCUCAGGCUCUGGUGUUCCCUUCCACUGGCACGGCCCUGGUUUCUCCGAGGUGAUUUUCGGCAGGAAGCGCUGGUUUCUGUACCCACCGGAUAAAACCCCACACUUCCACCCCAAUGAGACAACGCUGGCCUGGCUCCAGCACACGUAUCCCACCCUGCCACCGGCUCAGCGCCCACUGGAGUGCACCCUGCACCCUGGGGAGGUCCUGUACUUCCCUGACCGCUGGUGGCACGCCACACUCAACCUGGACACCAGUGUCUUCAUCUCCACCUUCCUAGGCUAGGGCUGGCAGGGACAAGGACAUGUCACCACCAUGCCAGCCAGGGCAGGAGCUCCAGCUCCUGCCACCCUCAGGGAAAGGCAACUGGUACUGGGACCAACUGCCUGAGAAAGUUUUGGUUUUCACUGGUCUUUACCCUCCCCCUUGGAUUAAAGUUGUUCUACUGAA
Catharus ustulatus (Swainson's thrush) is the source of this 1113-nucleotide messenger RNA. RefSeq names its product jumonji domain containing 8 (gene JMJD8). The transcript is spliced from 9 exons. NCBI's taxonomy places the organism in Eukaryota, Metazoa, Chordata, Aves, Passeriformes, Turdidae. Gene Ontology annotation, cellular component: cytoplasm. The record is from RefSeq and is a predicted model, not a curated record. The coding region runs from base 16 to 948 and encodes 310 amino acids.